AAAAUGACAUUCAAAUCUGCCACGUGUCCCAUUACCUCCUUUACCAGCUCCAACCUUCCCCUCCCGUAAAGCCCGCCCACACCCUUCCUUCCCUCCCUGUCCUGUAUAUAUAACCCAAAACCCGGCCCUUCGUUCCUAUCAGGAGUCACCAAUUCCUUUAUUUAUAUCUCACAAUCAAUUUCACACUCACAUCAAAAACAACAAAAUUCACAAACACACACACACACACAGAAAUGGAAAAUCUAACUCUCACAGGAUUGUUGAACAAAGCCGCGUUGGAAUUCCCAACUCGCCGAGCCCUUUCCGUCUCUGGAAAACUCGAUUUGACUCACUCCCAAUUACAACACCUCGUCGAUCACGCCGCCUCUCUCUUACUCGCCUCCGGAAUCCACGCCGGCGAUGUCGUCGCUCUCUCUUUUCCCAACACUAUCGAGUUUGUGGUGAUGUUCUUGGCUGUGAUUCGAUGCCGAGCCAUAGCGGCGCCGUUGAACCAGGCUUACACGGCGGAGGAGUUCGAGUUUUACCUUUCCGACUCCGAGUCUAAGCUUUUGAUUACACCCAAAGAAGGACUUCAACCGGCCCAAUCCGCCGCUUCCAAGCUCAAACUCCCUCAAGUGACCGCCGCGCUCUCAGACGGCGCGUCGAGUAUCAGUAUCGGCAACUCUGUUUCCACCGAUUCCAACUCCGAGUCUGGUAAGGAACUCGUGAACGAUCCGUCCGACGUGGCACUCUUCUUGCACACCUCAGGCACCACGAGCCGACCCAAGGGCGUGCCUUUGACUCAGCUCAACCUAGCUUCUUCGGUCCGGAACAUCAAAUCGGUGUACAGACUCAGUGAGUCCGACUCGACCGUGUUGGUCCUACCUUUAUUCCACGUCCACGGGUUAAUCGCCGGGUUACUGAGUUCACUCGUUUCCGGCGCCGCCGCCACUCUUCCAUCCGCCGGCCGAUUCUCCGCUUCAUCCUUCUGGUCCGACAUGCGCGCUUACAACGCCACGUGGUACACCGCUGUCCCCACCAUCCACCAAAUCAUCUUGGAUCGCCACCUCAGCAAACCCGAACCGUCGUACCCGAAGCUCCGAUUCAUUCGUAGCUGCAGCGCUUCCCUGGCUCCAAUAGUGUUGGCUCGGCUCGAGGAAUCGUUCGGCGCGCCGGUUCUAGAAGCUUAUGCGAUGACUGAAGCUUCACAUAUGAUGGCUUCAAACCCGUUGCCCGAAGAUGGUGGGCACAAAGCCGGGUCGGUGGGUCGACCCGUGGGUCAGGAGAUGUCGGUUUUGGAUGAAAAUGGGGUCCCACAAAAGGAAGGUGUUACCGGUGAGGUUUGUAUUAGGGGACCCAAUGUGACAAAGGGUUACAAGAACAAUCCAGAGGCUAAUAAGGUUGCUUUUCAAUUCGGGUGGUUCCAUACCGGUGAUCUCGGGUUUUUGGACUCCGAUGGGUAUUUGCACCUUGUGGGUCGGAUCAAGGAGCUCAUUAACCGUGGAGGGGAGAAGAUAUCGCCAAUUGAAGUUGAUGCAGUGCUUUUACUACAUCCGGAUGUUGCUCAGGCUGUUGCCUUUGGAGUCCCUGACGAUAAAUAUGGUGAAGAGAUUAACUGUGCGAUAAUUCCUAGAGAAGAGUCGAAUAUAGAUGAGGCAGAAGUGUUGCAAUUUUGUAAGAAAAAUCUUGCAGCUUUCAAGGUCCCCAAGAAGGUUUUCAUCACUGAUGCUCUUCCAAAGACUGCUACUGGCAAGAUUCAACGCAGGUUGGUAGCAGAGCAUUUCCUUGCUCAAAUCUCCACUGCCAAAGUUCCUAAGUUUGGAGCUUGAUGAGUUUUUCAAACAUCAUUUGUGGCAUGGCUAUUAUAGUUCAAACGGACUAGUUUCUAGUGCUUGAUAUUCAAGUAUAACAAAAUUCUCAAUGAUAGGAAUAUGCGGUAUGGUUGGUUGAUUUAAUUUGAGCUCCUCUUCAAAUGGUUGCUGUAUUACUUUUUCUUUAGUAAAUAUGAAGAAUGAAUUUGUUCCUAAAUUCUUUUGACAGCUGUUAUUUACAUGGUUGAAUAAAAUUAUGAGCAAUUUUUACAAUUCA
Messenger RNA from Quercus robur (English oak), 2067 nucleotides. RefSeq names its product probable CoA ligase CCL9. Gene Ontology annotation, molecular function: medium-chain fatty acid-CoA ligase activity. Gene Ontology annotation, biological process: fatty acid metabolic process. Lineage: Eukaryota; Viridiplantae; Streptophyta; Magnoliopsida; Fagales; Fagaceae. The record is from RefSeq and is a predicted model, not a curated record. Bases 234 to 1808 code for a protein of 524 amino acids. The transcript is spliced from 4 exons.